GUGCUGGGAGUUAGUCCCACCCCUAGGUCGCUGGGGAUUCUUAAGUUCUCAGCUCGCUGUCUCUCCAAGCUCUGCCUCAAACUCGCCAUCAGCGGUUUCCUCCGUCACUCGGAUGCUCCCCAUCCCUCUCUGAUCCCCCCGAGUUUCUUCCCUUUCACAUAGAAGCUAGGAAUAGUCUCAAAGUGAGGACCCGGCCCCGGUCCCCGGAGCCCCUUUCAGGAUGGCCAGUCCCCAGGACCCGACGCAGCCGAUUGCCGAACCCCAUGACGCUGCUGCCUCGACACCCAGUGGGGACCUGUCCACGCCUGAGGAUUUGCCCAUGCGGGGGGACCUGACUCCAGGGCCAGCCCCCAUCCCCCUGGCCUUCCUCCCCGCCAAGCGCGGCGACCGGCCGCAGCCAGAGGGGGCCAGCUCGGACACUGGAGCGGGCAGCACUAGUUCUGGCCGAACUGCCUUGGGAGAGUGUGGCCCCGUGGUGGGGCCCCCAAAAGGACUCUCCGAGGAGCCCCUCAUCCUGGAGAGUCUGGAGCCUCGGGUGGUGAUGGGCGAAGAAACAAGCAGCAGCGGACCCCGGCGGGCCCCCCCGGAGCUGCCCAAGGAGCCCCAGGCCGCUGCGCCCCUGACGGUGACGGACUCAGAGCUCAGGGACUUGGAGGGCAAGUGGGCUGGCCCCAGCCCACCCCCCGAGCUGCUCUCUCAGGGCGACCUCCCUGUGCCUUCCCCCCGCCCGGACCCGGACCCUUACUUCACAGCCCCCUCCACCCCCACCAAGCUGGCCUGCUCCUACCUGUUCUCACACUCUCUCUGCCUGAGCGAGGAGCCCAGCGACGCCGAGGCAGACCUCCUGGGCUCCCCACCCACCUCCCCCUCAGGCUCCUACAUCACUGCCGAGGGGGGCAGCUGGGCCUCCUCCAGCAGCUUCAGCACAUCCCCGUCCUGCUCCCCCAACCUGCUCGUGGAGACCGAGGGGCUGGACGCCCCCGAGAACGGGGACUUCUCCCUCCUCUGCCCCAACGAGGAGGGGAGCCAGGAGAGCCCCCUCGGCGGGGCCUCUGACUCGGAUGACACGGAGCUCCUGCCCGCGGGCCCUCGGGACCUGCCCUCCUCCGAAUCCAGCCUCUCUGGGGACAGUGGCUCCUCCUGGAACCUGGGGCAGGGGGGGGACCCCUUCCCGGACAUGGGCUUUCCGGGUGGCGAGCCCAUGAUCCCAGCCACCUUGCUGCCUUUCCGGGGCAGUCUGAUCUUUGAGGCUGAUGCCGUGGAAAUCAUGGCGCUGCCCCAGGAGGAAGCGCCAAGCCCAGAGAGCGACGGGGAGGACGACAGCACCUCGGCCUCCUUCCUGCAGUCCCUGUCGGAGACCUCCAUCAACGAGGGGGUGGACGAGGCCUUCGCCUUCCGGGACGACACAUCGGCCACCUCUUCUGACUCUGACUCAGCCUCCUACGCCGGGGAGGAGGACGAGCGGCUCUACAGCGAGGAGCCCCACGCUCAGCCCCCGGGCCUGCUCUGGUUCGGCUCCUCAGAGGCUGGGGACGGCUUCCCAGCCAAGGAGAAAGAGGAACCUGCCUCGCUCCUGGCCCAGGGCCCAGAGCUCAGCUCAGGGGGAGAGCCUGCUGCCAUGGCCUCGACCCCUCAGACCCCACAAGGAGAAGGAGCAGAUCUAGAACCCAUUUCCACAGAAACAUCUCAGACCUUACAAGAAGCAGCAAAUCUUGAACCCAUUACCAUGAUGACACUGCAGAACUUACAAGAAACAGCAGGUCUAGAAUGCAGGGCCACAGGAUCAUUCCAUUCCCAACAGGAAGCAGAUCUAGAACCCAUGGUCACAAGGGCAUCCCAGACCCAACAAGAAGCAACAGAUCUAAAACCCAUGACUAUAAAAACAUCCCAGACCCUACAAGAAGCAGCAGAUCCAGAACCCAUGGCCAUGAAACUAUCCCAGACCAUACAUGAAACAGCAGCUCUAAAACCCAUGACCACGAGGACAUCUCAGACCACACGGGAAGCAGCAGAUCUAGAACCCAUAGCCAUGAGGACAUCUCAGACUAUACAGGAAGCAGCAGAUCUAGAAUCCAUGGUCACAAGGGUAUCUCAGACCCAACAAGAAGCAGCACAUCUAGAAAGCAUGGUCACAACAACGUGCCAGACCAUACAGGAAGCAGCACAUCUAGAACCCAUGGCCAUGAGGCUGUCCCAGACCCAACAAGAAAAAACAGACCUAGAACCCACUGCCAUGAAGACAUCUUAUACCCUAAAAGAAACUGUAGGAUUAGAUCCCAUUGCCACAAAGAUAUCCUGUCCCACACAAAAAGCAGCAGAUCUAGAAUCCAUGAUCGUGAAGACAUCUCAGAACCAACAGGAAAAUGGAGACCUACAACACAUUGCCAAGAACACAUCUCAGACCCUACAAGAAGCAGUAGUCCUAGAACCCAUUGCCACAGAGCCAUCUCAGACCCUACAAGAAGCGGUAGUCCUAGAACCCAUUGCCACAGAGCCAUCUCAGACCCUACAAGAAGCGGUAGUCCUAGAACCCAUUGCCACAGAGCCAUCUCAGACCCUACAAGAAGCGGUAGUCCUAGAACCCAUUGCCACAGAGACAUCUCAGACCCUACAAGAAGCGGUAGUCCUAGAACCCAUUGCCACAGAGCCAUCUCAGACCCUACAAGAAGCGGUAGUCCUAGAACCCAUUGCCACAGAGCCAUCUCAGACCCUACAAGAAGCGGUAGUCCUAGAACCCAUUGCCACAGAGCCAUCUCAGACCCUACAAGAAGCGGUAGUCCUAGAACCCAUUGCCACAGAGACAUCUCAGACCCUACAAGAAGCGGUAGUCCUAGAACCCAUUGCCACAGAGCCAUCUCAGACCCUACAAGAAGCGGUAGUCCUAGAACCCAUUGCCACAGAGCCAUCUCAGACCCUACAAGAAGCGGUAGUCCUAGAACCCAUUGCCACAGAGCCAUCUCAGACCCUACAAGAAGCGGUAGUCCUAGAACCCAUUGCCACAGAGACAUCUCAGACCCUACAAGAAGCGGUAGUCCUAGAACCCAUUGCCACAGAGCCAUCUCAGACCCUACAAGAAGCGGUAGUCCUAGAACCCAUUGCCACAGAGCCAUCUCAGACCCUACAAGAAGCGGUAGUCCUAGAACCCAUUGCCACAGAGCCAUCUCAGACCCUACAAGAAGCGGUAGUCCUAGAACCCAUUGCCACAGAGCCAUCUCAGACCCUACAAGAAGCGGUAGUCCUAGAACCCAUUGCCACAGAGACAUCUCAGACCCUACAAGAAGCGGUAGUCCUAGAACCCAUUGCCACAGAGACAUCUCAGACCCUACAAGAAGCGGUAGUCCUAGAACCCAUUGCCACAGAGACAUCUCAGACCCUACAAGAAGCGUUAGUCCUAGAACCCAUUGCCACAGAGACAUCUCAGACCCUACAAGAAGCGGUAGUCCUAGAACCCAUUGCCACAGAGACAUCUCAGACCCUACAAGAAGCGGUAGUCCUAGAACCUGUUGCCAAGAACGCACCUCAGCACCGACAAGAAGAGGGAGAUCCAGAACCUGUUGCCAAGAACACACCUCAGACCCGACAAGAAGAGGAAGGCCUAGAACCCACUGCCACGAUGCUAUGUCAGACCACACAAGAAGCAGUUAGUCCAGACUGCAUCGCUGGGCCAGUGACCCCUCCAGCCCUACAAGCAACAGGGGCAGAACCCCGUGUUGUGACGUCUCAGACAUCACAAGAAGUGAGCCCAGAGCCCACUGCUGCAGCAAUGCCCCCUCACCCUCCACAAGAAGCGGGCUUCCCAUUCGGCCUGGAGAUGUCUCAGGUGGAGAGCCCCCUGCUAACAGUGGAGACCCUCCCUGCGGUGAGGCAGGAGGACGAUGAGAAACCAGAGUGCCCCCAAGAUCCAGCUGCAGGGCUGGGCUCGCGGGGGGGUCUUGUUGCCGGUCCCUGUGCACAUGAGGGAGCUGAACCGCUGACCCCCCAGAGAGAAGCUCUGCCAGAGGCUCGGGAGCCGGCCGACAGCCGAGGUGUUGAGGGGCAGGCAGGGCCGGCUGGUGAGAGUGAAGGCUGGGACCCUCUGGCAGAGCAAAGCUAUGCAGUCAUUUCUAAAGGCUCCGAGGAUGCCCUGCCAAGGGGCAUCAGUGGGGAAGGGCGUCCCCCCGUCUCCCCGGAGCACACCCUUCCGAGUCCUCCACGCCGUCUAGAGAGCGAGGGCCCUGCUGGUGAGAACGAGAGCUCAGAGCAUCCCCCGGCCUCUCCCACCACAACGGACAAUGUCUCGGGGUCACCGGAUGCUCUCCAAGCCUCUGAGGAGACUGGAGCUCCAGAGCCCAAUUCUGCAGCUAGUCUGGAGCAAAUAGAUGUCCUGGGGAAGGAGUUACUGGCAGAGGCCGCAUUUAAUCUGGAGGAAAAGUGCCCAGAGGGGCUGGCUCCGGAGCCUUCACCCAGUGAGCAAAUCCCAGAAGCCAGUGUAGCCCCUGAGCCUGUGCUCAGAGCCAAGGGGCCCCGUGGUGCCCCAGGGAAACGCUCUCCAGUGCCGUCCGAGGGCUCUGGGCUGAAGGCUGACCUGAGGCAGGACACUGAACGGGCCCCCCUCCUCAGGCCCAAAGAGGAGGGACCCAGUUCUUCAUCCCCAAAGGCGCCAUCCGACUUCCCCUUCACGCCCCCGCCCCAAGGGCCUUUGGUUGUUGCUCCUCUGCCCCUGGUGGACACUGACCAGUCUCGAGGCCCCAAACAUUUGGUGGAGAGAGCUUCUUCCUCUGUUUUAUCUUCAGCUGACUGUUCCCCUGAAGAGCCAGAAGGUCCCUCCGGAGAGAAGAGGCCCCUGCCUCGGAGCCCCCUGGGCAGGGAGAAGCCGCCCAAGCUGGCAGCUGGCCCGAACCACAAAGUGGGGAAAUCCCAGCCCCGUUCUGCUGCUCCUGUGCCCCCCUCCAGGGAGCCCCAGACCUCUUCUGCCCCUCUAAUGCCCAGCCCAGUGGCUCCUCAGUCCCCUUCUAGCCCAGAGGCCUCAAGCAAUAAGGGCCCCCCACUUCCCGUGGCCCAGAAGCAAGAAGGGGGUAGGGUGGAGGGAGCGGCCUCUUCCUCGACCCAGGCUGUCUCAGGGAACACCCCCCCACUGGCCUUGUGCCCAUCAGACCUGGGCACAGUAGCAGCACGGAAAGCGGGUUCUCCCCGGCACCGGUCCCCAAGAGGCCAAGCCCUAGUGUCCCCCAGAACACCAACCUCAAAAGUGGUCCCCUAUGCCAAAGACCAGGCCCCAGCAGGGUCUGCUGAGGUGAUCUCAAGCCCGUGUUCCAGGGGGCUCUGGGCAGGGCAGGCUCCCGCGGGGGGGUCUGCCCCUCAGGUGGUUCCCAAACCCCCCACUCCCAGCCAAGUGCCUCCAGGCCCUGCCCCUGGCCCAGGGCUCCGGGCCCCCACUCUCCCCAGAGGAGGGCCGGCUGCUGCUCGGCGGGAGGAGUGCAGUACGGGAGAUGCAACCUCUCCCCCCAGGCCCCGGCUGAGCAGAGAAGGUUCUGAGCGGGCGCAGGCCUUGGUGCAGUCGCACUCGAGCUCCUCGAGCGAGGCAGAACCCCUUUCCAGAUGCACAGAACUGGAGGAGCUGCGCCAGGCAGCCGACACAGCCCUGCGCCCUGCGCCUGGAGCUCUCCCCGACCGCAGGGCAUCCCGCAAUGAUUCUGAGAGCAAUGGGGAGUCUCUUCCCGAGUUGGAGGACCCAGAUAGCACUGAACCACAGACUGCACCACCUCAGGCUCACUCCGUGGGAAGUGGCGAGGAGGCCGUCAAUAAAGCCAAGCAGAGCCGGAGCGAGAAGAAGGCCCGCAAGGCCAUGUCAAAGCUGGGCCUUCGGCAGAUCCACGGGGUCACCCGAAUCACCAUCCGCAAGUCCAAGAACAUCCUCUUCGUCAUCUCCAAGCCCGACGUCUUCAAAAGCCCGGCGUCCGACAUCUACAUCGUCUUUGGGGAGGCUAAGAUCGAGGACUUAUCGCAGCAAGUGCACAAGGCAGCGGCCGAGAAGUUCAAGGUGCCGGCGGAGCCCUCGCCCCUCAUCCCGGAGACGGCGCCCGGCCUCGGCGCCAAGGAGGAGAGCGAGGAGGAGGAGGAGGAGGAGGCGGGGCUGGAGGUGCGCGACAUCGAGCUGGUGAUGGCGCAGGCCAACGUGUCCCGAGCCAAGGCCGUGCGGGCGCUGAGACACAACAACAACGACAUCGUCAACGCCAUCAUGGAGCUGACCAUGUAGCCACUGCCCUGCCCGGCCAGCUCCGCCCCACCCCCCUUUGCCCCGCGUCCCUCAACUUAAUGCUGCUCAAUAAACCUGUAUCCGCUCCCGC
Molecule: messenger RNA, 6326 nt
Organism: Sarcophilus harrisii (Tasmanian devil)
Lineage: Eukaryota; Metazoa; Chordata; Mammalia; Dasyuromorphia; Dasyuridae
Gene: NACAD
Product: NAC alpha domain containing
Exons: 10
Coding region: 221-6235 (2004 amino acids)
Biological process (GO): protein targeting to membrane
Cellular component (GO): cytoplasm; nascent polypeptide-associated complex
Source: RefSeq, a predicted model, not a curated record